This is a messenger RNA of Rhinichthys klamathensis goyatoka, 2053 nucleotides long. RefSeq names its product WSC domain containing 1b (gene wscd1b). The transcript has 8 exons. The record is from RefSeq and is a predicted model, not a curated record. Gene Ontology annotation, molecular function: sulfotransferase activity. NCBI's taxonomy places the organism in Eukaryota, Metazoa, Chordata, Actinopteri, Cypriniformes, Leuciscidae. Bases 80 to 1777 code for a protein of 565 amino acids.
AAUGUAUCAUCUUCUCUUCAGUUGUCCUGUAUAAGUGUAAGGAUCUUGUUUGACAUCCAUCUGGAUGGUUUGAACCAGGAUGGCCAAGCCAUCCUUUUUAAGGAGAGCUCAAUUGCUCCUGUUUUUUCUGGGUGUGGCUUACAUCAUGGCAGGAAGCGUGUUACUGCUUCAGCGCUCCAGUGUGGAGACAUUUCAGAGAGAAACGGAUACCAUGGCGCUCCCUUCCCUACCAGCACCACCUAGAGCCCUGGAAGUACCUGCUGCCAGGUGGUUGUACAGGAGGAAUGUCAUCCAGGAGAUGGAGAACCAACCUCUUGAGCAGAUAGGCAAUAUAAUGGACCAGAAGCACCUCAUAUCUCGUAACCUGGAAACCAGGCAUCUGAGACGCCACUGGUUUCACGGUAAUGCUGAACAGAAAAGAUCUUCUAAACAUAAUCUGUCACACAAGGAAGCCAGACAUAAAGGGACCUACAUUGGAUGUUUUAUAAACAAUGAAACGGAGCACGCACUCGGCGGGACAGUUCUUUAUGAUCUCCGUAAAAUGACCAGCGCCUUGUGUCAGGACACCUGCUCAGAGAGUGGGUUCCGGUACGCUGGGCUGGAGUAUGGAGCGGAGUGCCAUUGUGGCAACCGGGUCAGUUCCCGCCGGGCUCGGGGAGAGGACUGUAAUCUGGAUUGCCGGGGAGAGAAGGGAUACCCCUGCGGAGGGGUGGAACGCAUUUCUGUUUACAGGGUUGAGGAUCGUCUUCCUGGACAGAGAAGAUACAGAACUGUGCACUACCACGGCUGUUUCAAGAGGCCAAAGAACUCUAUCGCUGACUUCCUGAUCCAGACCUCUGGGCCGACACACACUCCUCAGCAGUGUAUCGAGAUCUGUACAGAUCAGGACCUGCCAUUGGCCCUUUUGAGAGGUCAGCACUGUUUCUGCAGCCAUGCCCCAUUUCUCUUCACAAUCCAGAUGAGUGAACAGGAACGCAUGUGUGAGAGGGGCAACAAAACAAACCACACUUCCCCUUAUGAACAGGACUACUACUGGGUGUACAGUACUCCUGUGUUAGAUGCAACAUGCAAAGAAAGGACAUUUCUGCCCCAGAAGUCCAGGACCCUCGUGGCCCUGUCCAGCUUCCCAGGGGCAGGAAACACCUGGUUACGUCACCUGAUUGAACUCGCUACUGGAUUCUACACCGGAAGCUAUUACUUUGACGGAUCUCUGUACAACAAAGGCUUUAAAGGAGAGAAGGAUUACUGGCAGAGCGGGAGAGUCAUCUGCAUCAAGACUCAUGAAAGCGGCCAGCGAGAGAUCGAAAUGUUCAACUCUGCCAUCCUGCUGAUGCGAAACCCCUAUCGUUCUCUAAUAGCGGAGUUCAACCGCAAGUGUGCCGGACACCUGGGCUACGCAUCGGACGUUCACUGGAGGAGCAAAGAGUGGUCUGAGUUUGUGGACAGCUAUUCGACCUGGUGGGUGUCUCACGCUCUGGCCUGGUUGCGAUUUGCCCACCGCCUGCUGGUGGUACACUUUGAAAAUCUUCAGAAAGAUCUAGUCCCUCAGUUAAAGACUAUCAGUGCUUUCCUGAACAUCAGCAUUCCCGAGGAAAGACUCCUCUGCACGGAGAGCAACAGAGACGGCCUUUUCAAACGCUCUGGAUCUCGUAGCCUGACUUUUGACCCCUUCACCCCUGAGAUGAGAGCUCGUAUAGAUGAAUACAUCCACACUGUAGAUAAAGCUCUCAGAGACAGAAGCAUCAGCGGCCUACCACAGGAAUACAUGCCCAGGUGAGGGUACAUGAACGCUGCUGCUGCCCCCUGCUGGAGGGAGGACACAGAACCACAAAGUGCCUGUGUAAAAAACACAACUGACAUCUCUCAAAGCCUUUGAAAUGCGGUUUGUUUGUCUGUUGUUUUAUUUGUGCUUGAUGUCUUAUUGGCAGUGUGUUUAGUAUGCAUUAUUAAAAUGAUUAAUUCUCAUUGUAUCAGUUUCAGUCCAUUUUAAUAUUAUCCUCAAAUAGAUUAUACUACGGCAUUUUGAGUAGCCUACCUUAAUAAUUAAAAUCCA